CUGUGGCUGAUUUUGCGCAGUUGAUUGCAUGAGGAACUUAAAACCUUUCAGGUGUGACAGGUAACAUGCAUUCUGACGCCGCUGUGAGAGAACCUCGCAGUGACUUGUGCAGAAAAUACAAACGUACAGGAUGAAACUGGAAAAGGAAAAACAGGACAGAAGAGAGAAGAAGUCCAAACGCUCCUCUAAAGACCGAGAGAAGGACUCUGAGCUGAACGGCAAACACAAACCCUCCUCAAAGAUGAAGCAGUCGGACAGGCCAUCUGGAGUCAGCAGCAGCGCAGUGAAAUGUGAAGCAGGAGAUGGUGGCACGCAUGAGGAUGUCAAAGUAGAUCCUGAUGAAAGAAAUGAUGGACAGCAGAAACCAGGUUCUCCAGAAAUCAACAAAAACAAAGAGAAGACUCGAUCAAAAAGCAGCAAGCAGCGUCACAGUCAUAAGCAGAGGACUGCAGAUGUGAAGCUGUGCGGCGAGGAUGAAAACCUGUGUGAAUCUGUCCAGACGAGGAAGAAGAAGAGGGUCAAAGAUGAAGAGAGCCCAGAGAAACACGACAAGAAUCAGUCGUCUGGGAGGAAAAGGAAAAAGACGAGUUCUGAACAUAAAGCAGAGAAGAACAAAAAGACCAAGAAAGACGGAGACCAGAAGGAGAAGAAGAAGGGGGAGGAGUCUGAUAAGUGGAAGUGGUGGGAGGAAGGAAAGUCAUCAGACACUCAGAAAUGGAGCAGUUUGGAGCACAAAGGACCGUAUUUCCCUCCUGAAUACGAGCCGCUGCCUGAUAACAUCUGCUUCUAUUAUGACGGUCAGCCAAUGAAACUCAGUCCCGCGACGGAGGAAAUCGUCACGUUCUACGCUAAGAUGCUGGAUCACGAAUACACCAGUAAAGAAGUGUUUCAGUGCAACUUCUUCAGCGACUGGAAGGAGGAAAUGACUAAAGAAGAGCGAAAGCUGAUCAAGAUGCUCUCCAAGUGUGACUUCAGUCAGAUCCACAAGUAUUUCGUGGAGAAGUCUGAGGAGCGUAAGAACAUGACGAAGGAGGAGAAGCAGGUCCUGAAGGAGGAGGCCAGCCGGCUGAUGGAGGAGUACGGCUUCUGUCUGCUGGAUGGACACCGCGAGAAGAUCGGGAACUUCAAGCUGGAGCCGCCAGGGCUGUUCCGCGGCCGAGGAGAACAUCCUAAGAUGGGCAAGCUGAAGAAACGCAUCCAGCCCGAGGACGUGACCAUCAACUGCAGCCAAGACUCGAAGAUCCCGGCGCCCCCUGCAGGCCACCGCUGGAAGCGUGUGCAGCACGAUAACACGGUCACGUGGCUGGCGUCGUGGCUGGAGAACAUUCACGGACGACCCAAAUACAUCAUGCUGAACCCCAGCUCCAAGCUCAAGGGCGAGAAGGACUGGCAGAAGUAUGAGACGGCGCGGCGGCUGAAGAUGAAGGUGGACUCCAUUAGGAAGCAGUACAGACGCGACUGGACCUCCAGAGAGAUGAAGAGCCGACAGAGAGGAGUCGCCAUCUACUUCAUCGACAAGCUGGCGCUGCGAGCGGGGAACGAGAAGGACGACGAGUCAGCUGAUACGGUGGGCUGCUGCUCUCUGCGUGUCGAGCACAUCACGCUCCACCGGCGUCUGGACGGACAGGAACACGUGGUGGAGUUCGACUUCCUGGGCAAAGACUCCAUCCGCUACUACAACAAAGUGCCUGUGGAGAAACAGGUUUUCAAGAAUCUGAAGCUGUUCAUAAAGCAUAAGGAUCCAGAAGAUGAUUUAUUUGACCGAAUUACAACGGUCAAACUCAACAAAACCCUGAACGAGUGCAUGCCUGGACUGACGGCCAAAGUGUUUCGAACCUUCAACGCCUCGACCACGCUGCAGGAUCAGCUCAACAAACUCACCACAGAGGGCAUGACGGUGGAGGAGAAGAUCCUGUCGUAUAACCGAGCGAACAGAGCCGUGGCCAUCCUCUGUAACCACCAGAGGGCAGCACCCAAAACCUUCGAGAAGUCAAUGCAGCUGCUGCAGGAGAAGAUCCAGAAGAAAAAGGAACAAAUUGAAGAGGCCAAAAAAGAGCUGAAGGAAGCGAAGAAAGCUCAUAAAGACGCUCCGUCUGACAAAUCCAAGAAGCUGCUGGAGAAGAAGGAGAAGGCUGUUCAGAGACUGAGUGAGCAGCUGAAGAAGCUGCAGCUGCAGGAAACCGAUCGCGAGGAGAACAAGGUCAUCGCUCUGGGCACGUCCAAGCUCAACUACCUGGACCCACGCAUCAGCGUGGCCUGGUGUAAGAAACAUCAGGUGCCUGUUGAAAAGAUCUACAACAAAACCCAGAGGGACAAGUUCGCCUGGGCCAUCGACAUGACUGACGAGAACUUCCAGUUCUGAAGACCAGCCCGUGCUUCUGUGUUAAUGAUGUGCUGUGUGAUUAUUUGUGCUGUUUUGUUUUUUUGAAUCAAUGAUGCUAGCGUCUCCAGUAAAGCCUCUCGUUCAUCAGCUCGCUGUUCUUUCUUCUGAGUGACAGCUGCCAGUCUCUAGUUUGCAUUAUCAGCCUCGAACGCUUCAAUACAAGUCGCUUCAGAAUAGUGCAGAGGUUUUUUAUAGCAGGGCUUCAAUAUUUUUUCAGCCGCUUCUACCUGCUGGGUUUAAAUGAGGCUGAAGGUGUGACUCAGAAUGUCAACGUGAUGCGAGAGUCGAGAUCUGGAGGAUCAUCAGAGAGAUCGGGAUUUGGGCCGGAUUAGAGUUUCUCUGAGAGGAACGGCUGGGAAUAAUAAGUGCUCUGAGAUCCGCGGUCUGUUUGCAGGAGCGUCGUGACCUGCUAAUAUCGCAUUUAUCACUGCAACAAAACGCUCAAGAGAUCAGUGUCGAGCGUCUCAAACACACAUCAGAAAUCAGUGUUGUCUUUCUUCGUUUGAGCGUUUCGGUCAAGAAACACCGUUCUGUCCAUUAGUUUCAUUCAUCCUUCAGGUUCAGUUCCUCCCACUCUUUGGCUUUAUAACCAAUGUUUGUUCAUGCAUUUGAUUUUUCGCUAUUGUAAGAGUGUUAGACUGUAA
This is a messenger RNA of Sinocyclocheilus anshuiensis, 3027 nucleotides long. It is a transcript of the gene top1mt, whose product is annotated as DNA topoisomerase I mitochondrial. Gene Ontology annotation, biological process: DNA replication; chromosome segregation; DNA topological change. The transcript has 21 exons. Bases 131 to 2362 code for a protein of 743 amino acids. Lineage: Eukaryota; Metazoa; Chordata; Actinopteri; Cypriniformes; Cyprinidae. Gene Ontology annotation, cellular component: chromosome; nucleolus. Gene Ontology annotation, molecular function: DNA binding; DNA topoisomerase type I (single strand cut, ATP-independent) activity. The record is from RefSeq and is a predicted model, not a curated record.